This is a messenger RNA of Akanthomyces muscarius, 2319 nucleotides long. RefSeq lists its product as uncharacterized. The coding region runs from base 1 to 2319 and encodes 772 amino acids. The record is from RefSeq and is a predicted model, not a curated record. Gene Ontology annotation, biological process: attachment of mitotic spindle microtubules to kinetochore; mitotic spindle assembly checkpoint signaling. Lineage: Eukaryota; Fungi; Ascomycota; Sordariomycetes; Hypocreales; Cordycipitaceae. The transcript has 2 exons. Gene Ontology annotation, cellular component: nuclear envelope; kinetochore; mitotic spindle.
AUGAGACGCAACACGCCUCGGUCUGGGGAGCGUCCCUCAAGUCGCCAGGCAACAGCCGCAACGGCCUCUUCACGAUUGCGCGCCAGCACCUCAGCAUUGCCUCGCGCGCCACAGUUCAACAAGAUUGGAUCAUUCCGCGCCAGCGCACAACCGACCUACAACCAGCUGACCGGUGCCGAUUCAAACCAUCGCGCGGCGUCCCAGCGUAGCCCCAGUCAAGCGGACUCGACACGGCCCAGCUCUCGUGAUAGUAUCAAGGAGAACCUCGCGCCGCCGGACGCCGACGAAUAUGAAAAAUACCGACGAGAGAUUGAGGCCCUCAAGGCCGAGAUCGGCACGCUGCAAUACCGUAUGCAAACAGCCGACUCGGAAAAAGAAAUUGCCCUCUCCCAGCAAAGCAACAAGGUUGAGCAGGCCAGGCGCCGAGAGCAGGAUGAGUCGCAGAAACGCCAGGCUGCGGAGGCUGCGCAAAGCAGACUGGAGGCGCAGAUCGAGGAGUUACGUUCCGAACUCGAUAGCCUGAAAGAUGGCAGCGAGGAGUCCGCCAAGGAAAUGGAGCGCAAAUAUCGCGCUGCCCAGGAUGCAGCAGAUCUUGCCCAAGAGCAGGUGCAGGACAUGUCCAUAGCCAAGGACGAAGCGGAGCGCAUCAGCAAGAAGAAGCUCACCGACAUGGAAACGCAGCUGACUGCACUGCAACGGGCGACCGAGGACCAUGGCCACGACAGUCAUGCACGCGAGCAAGUCAUUCAGCAAACUCAAGCCCAAGUAGCAGAGCGGGAUGCGCAGAUUGCCGCUCUCGAAGCCGACGUGUUGCGCCUCAAGGCGCAGGCUGGUGACGCAGACACCAUGCAAGCUAUCAAACGCGAGUUGACUGAGCAAGUGCAGCAUAUCCGUGCCUUGGAAAGCACAAACCGCGAUCAGCUGUCGGAGCUCAAACACCUGCGCUCUGUUAACAAGGCGGUUGAGGUUGUCGAAGAGCAAAAGAGGACACUGCAGCGCAGACUAGAAUCUGCCGAACUGCUGGAGGCUGAGUUAGCCGAAGCUAGGCUACAGAGGCAGCGCCUCGAAGACGAAAGACGCUCAUGGUCAUCCUAUUUAGAGAAUUCGACUGGCAAUGGUGACGUCGAGUUUGAGUCACCCGAAGCCAUGGCACGCGCUUUGGCAGAGGAGCGCUAUACCACGGCAAAUUAUGUCGACCAGGUUGGCGCUCUGCGCGGCGAAAUUAGUGCUCUGCAAAAUACAGUCCAGACGUUCGAGCAGGAAAGGAAGCAACUUCUAGAAGAUUUGGAGAAUGCCAAGGCUUCGGCCAACCUUACGUCUACGGACAAGGCGCGGCUGCGUGUCGAGCGCCAAAAGUCUCUCGCGCUCAAGGAGGUGGAAUAUCUUCGCGCUCAGCUCAAGGCCUUUGAUACGGAAGACCAGACCAUGCAACCUGAGCAGUUUGACGAGGCGCGCGCUAGCCGCGUACAAGAACUCGAGGCCUUGGUCGACAACUACAAGAAAGAGCUGGAAGCUGUGCAUGCCCAGCUGUCCUCCGCCGAACCUGCCCCCGCCGCGCCCACCACACCACAGCCACUCGCAGGAUCCAAGCGCCCGCACGCCAGCUCGGACAGCAGCGAGCAGCUCGGACAGCUGACGCGCAAGAAUCGUAGCCUGCAAGAAAAGCUCGCUGGUCUGCAGACCAAGCUGGUCAUGCAAGAAAAGGAGCUCAGCGUCAACCGCGAGCAGCUCAUGGUAGCCAAGUCGCAGGGUAACACGCGCGUGCUCUCGCUCCGCGCCAACCCGACGGCAGAUCACGAAGCCAUCAAGCGCGCGACGCUUGAGGCGCUGCAAAAGGAGAAUAAGGAACUUCUCGCCACGCUCCGGUCCAAGCAUGGCAAGGCCACGACGGUGGCCUACAUACCCACGUCGGUCCUCGGCGCCAUGGAGCGCGAAAUCGCCGCCGCCAAGGCCGAAACGGCCUCGGCGCAAAAGUCAGCGCGCCGCCUCAAGGAAGUCUGGGGCAGCAAGUCGCACGAAUUCAAAGAGGCCAUCUUCUCGACGCUCGGCUGGACGGUGACGUUUAUCCCCAACGGCAAGAUGCGCGUUGAGAGCACCUUUUACCCGUCCCAGACGGACGAGCACGAAAACUCGAUUGUCUUUGACGGCGAGCGCGGCACCAUGAAGGUCGGCGGCGGGCCCAAGAGCAAGUUUGCGCAGCGCAUCGCGGAUCAGAUUGGCUUUUGGGUCCGCGAAAAGGGCUGCAUCCCGGGGUUCCUGGCGGCGCUGACGCUCGAGUUUUAUGAAGAGCACAAUAACAAUAAAGAGCAGCAGCAGUAG